CCCCCACAAUGCUGCCGCCACCUAAGGGUCCACUCUUCCGCAUGCAGGAAAGGAUGUGCGCUCCUUCCAGUGCGGAAGAAAUGUUUGUCAGCUCCAUGACGAGCUAGGAAGCGGUAAGUCUUCAAGUGUGUGUCAUACGCUUUCAACACCUCAUCUUUCCCAAAAUACAGUCCUCUGUCCUGCGGUUUUUGCCAUGCACUGCGACCUGUCGCUUCGAUACACAUAUUAACGACACAUACGGACGAUGGCACCCACAGCCACUGCGGAACGCAGUCUCGAGGAAGUGGAGAACAACGAUGCGGAAAAUCGUCAAAAGACCUCGAGUGCAUGGCCAAGCAUGCGAGAUGAUGAGAUAGAACGGGGAAUCAAAGACCCUGAGCUGCAACAGCAAGAGAAGGCAUCGCCAGGCCCAGUCCUGGCGAGAGUAUUAUCGCGGAGAUCCGCAGCCUCGUUCGAUCCUGGGCCUGCACCAGAUGGAGGAUUACAAGCCUGGAUCCAAGUCUUGUGCACUCAUUUGACGAUAUUCACGACUUUCGGCUUUUUUACAUCAUUUGGAGUAUACCAGACUUACUAUGAGAACACUCUCGGCAUCAAACCUUCCACCAUCUCAUGGAUUGGUUCGAUUCAAGUUUUCUUCCUCUUUGGUAUUGGCGCAUUCUCAGGGCGAGCAACCGACGCAGGCCUCUUCCGACCCGUUUACAUUGCAGGCACGGUCUUCCAGCUUGUUGGAGUCUUCACUAUGGCCGAAUCUACAAAGCUCUGGCAGCUAUUCUUGUCGCAAGGAGUCUGUCUCGGUAUUGCAAAUGGCCUGCAGUUCUGUCCUUCAAUGGCGUUGGUCUCGACCUAUUUCGUAAAAAGGCGUGCUUUUGCACUGGGAUUUACGGCUUUAGGAUCCUGCACUGGAGGUGUCGUCUUCCCCAUUGUUGUACAACAGUGCUUGCCAAAAUUUGGGUUUCCUUGGACUAUACGAAUUAUCGGUUUCAUAAUGUUAGUACUCAACAUCGUCACAAUAUCGUUAUUUCGGACGCGGCUACCCCCACGGAGAACUGGACCUAUCGUCGAUUGGGCAUCUUUCAAAGAAGCUCCAUAUACGUUGUAUUGCGCAGGCAUGUUCUUUUGCUUCUGGGGCUUGUAUUUUGCCUUCUUCUACGUUGGUUCGUACGGCCGCAACGUCCUCGGUAUGACCUAUGAGCAGUCUAUCAAUCUGCUGCUCGUACAGAUCUGUAUGGGGUUCGUCUUUCGUCUUCUACCAACCUAUUAUGCGGACAAGAUCGGUAGCCUGAACACCCUAAUCCCAUUUGCCUUCAUCUGCGGCAUCAUGAUGUACGGCUGGAUUGGUGUUCACUCAGUUGGAAGCUUGUACGCAUUUGCCGUCAUUUAUGGGUCCGCCAGUGCUGUCAUUCAGGCUCUGUGGCCCGCAGUCAUCGGAUCGCUGAGCCGUACGCCGGAUUUGAAGAAGACAGGCAUCAGGAUGGGGAUGGCAUUUACGAUCGUCUCAUUUUCGAGUUUCACUGGGCCGCCACUGGCGGGAGCGCUCAUUCAACAGCAUGGCGGUAGCUAUACUUAUGCUAGUGUCUGGGCCGGGACUUCUUUCUUCAUCGGCGGUUCUCUGCUUAUUGCGGCUCGCUUCGCCAUAGCAGGGUGGGACUGGAGAGCAAGGGUGUGAAAUUGUGGCACUCAACGAUUGAAAUCAGUUUACCACUAGGAUAGCUGUUCCGCAAAUCUGACCACUUUUUAGAAAUUAUGCCUGAGUCAAGGUUGCCCGUCCCAGGGCUAGAGGUCCUCUUGGGUGCAGUAUGGUAAGCUACAGCAUCUCGUCGAAAGUUCUGGGGUCGGACUUACUGAACACAAACAAUGUUCGCAAGGACUGAUAUCUUUUGAGGAUGCGGCUGCCAUAUAUUAUCAACUGAUAUUUGACACUGUCCUCCGAAUGGAAAGCAAAA
Boeremia exigua is the source of this 1943-nucleotide messenger RNA. RefSeq names its product MFS monocarboxylate transporter-like protein. Gene Ontology annotation, cellular component: fungal-type vacuole membrane. Gene Ontology annotation, biological process: transmembrane transport. Bases 245 to 1666 code for a protein of 473 amino acids. The transcript has a single exon. The record is from RefSeq and is a predicted model, not a curated record. Lineage: Eukaryota; Fungi; Ascomycota; Dothideomycetes; Pleosporales; Didymellaceae. Gene Ontology annotation, molecular function: transmembrane transporter activity.